Molecule: messenger RNA, 708 nt
Organism: Empidonax traillii (willow flycatcher)
Lineage: Eukaryota; Metazoa; Chordata; Aves; Passeriformes; Tyrannidae
Product: uroplakin-3b-like
Exons: 7
Coding region: 1-708 (235 amino acids)
Source: RefSeq, a predicted model, not a curated record
AUGGAGCUGCCGUGGGUGCUGCUGGCGCUGGCUGGGACAGGCACAGCCGCGGGCCUGGCCCAGCUGCCCUACGUGCCCCGCGUGCCCCCCGUGGCACUGCUGGGGAAGGUCACUGCCACCACCUUCGCCCUGGAGAGACCCUGCUGCGUCUUCCACCGGCACGCCAACGCCUCCGACACUGUUUGGCUGGUGGUGGCUUUUGCCAACGCGUCAGCCACCUUCAGGAACCCCUCAUGCCGCGCUGACGUGCCCCUGUACAAGCAGCUGCCCACCACCCACUCCUACAUGACUCUGGAGACGGCGGCGGCCGCGUUCGCCUGCCCAGCCCCGAGCCCGGCCGUGCUGCGGGUCGGGGGUGACACGGCGUGCAAGGACCAGGGCAGGCAGGACCCCUGCAACGGGCCCCUGCCCUCCCCAGGACCCUACAGGGUGAAGUUCCUGCUGAUGGGCUGCCACGGCCCCAAAGCGGAGACGCGCUGGUCGAACCCCAUCCUCCUGCGCAGAGCCCUCAGCCCAAGCACCAUCGACCCCCUGCCCACAGGCCGUGGCAGUGACGUGGUGGUCAUCGCCUCCCUCCUGGCCAGCCUGGGGACAGUGCUGGCCACUGCUGUGCUCGGAGCCCUGGGUACCAAGGUGAGGUCUGUCGCCCACCCGUGCCCCGAGUGCGGCGGUUCCCAACACGCCUCGCCGGCGGGCGCUCAAACAUAA